GGCAAUGACGUAGCGCUUUUCCUUCCUCUUUUGCAUUUCAAAUGUCUCGUAUUCCCUGCUUGUUUCCGUUCAGGAAACCAUCGUCCCUGUGGGUUUUACGCCAAGUGUCGUCUCUGUUGCGCUUUUCCUCACUGUAGGAGCCACUCGCGUGGAGUUCAGCGAAGAACAAGGGGACAGCUCCUCAUCGUUUCUGGAUACGUCGCGGAUGACUGUCGAGAUUAUUAGUAACGCGGUGUAACGCUGUAGGCUAGCGUUUGUAGCUUUUAUUGCAACUCGUCAGCAAUAUCGUUUCCGAUUCACGUAACUUUUUUAUUUGAUAAACGUGUUUGUAAACAUGAGCUUUCUCCACGCAGAGUGACCUUUUCGACCCAGAGCGCGUGUACGUCGCCUACCUGACCGAAUAAGUCAGACCUAAAUGAUUACAGUAGCAUGCUGCUGAAAUUGAUAGGUAGAUAUAAAUAAACAGCUUUUCGGUUGGGACGGCAAUGGGACGUGUGUUUUACUCUAACCUAAGAUAGCGGAGGAGCGACUAUGCGGUCGGACGUGGAAUACAGUCCAGUGGGCGAGGGGCUGGGGAUGCGCGAAUACUGGCUUUACGCGUGGAUGCGGAGAGUCUCGGUCCUGGCCGCGCAUGUCACUGCGGUCGGGUUCACUACGCUCAUGGCCAUACUGUCCCGGCCCGGAACAAGUCUCUUCUCUUGGCAUCCCCUCUGCAUGUCGUUCGGGUUCUGCCUCUGCAUGACGGAGGGGAUCCUGCUUUUCUCGGCCGAGGGCACCCCGUGCUGCUUCAAGUCCCGCAAGGGGAAGAUCCGCGUGCACUGGGUCCUGCAGGCCCUGAUGCUGGUGGCCACCUGCACGGGGCUGGCAUUCAUGGUGGCCAGUAAGAAUGUGUCGGAGCGCCCCCACCUGGCCACGUGGCACAGUGUGCUGGGCAUGACCACGCUGGCUGCGACGUUGCUGCAGGCCGCAUGUGGCACAUGCCUGCUCUUGCCCAAACUCCUGGGCGCGCCCUUGCUGCCUCGCAUCCGCCUCUACCACGCCACCUGCGGCCUGGUGGCCUACCUACUGGCCACCAUCACCGUGAUGGCGUCCAUGUUCACGGACUGGUUCCAGGCCACGGUGAAGGGCGCCAUGUGGUACGGCUUCGUACUGCUGCCGCUCUUCCCCGCCCUGGUGGUGAUGAAUCACGUCACCAACACCUUCCUGCCUAAGAAGAAGCUAAUGAUGUGAAGAACUGUGACGCACGCAAGCUAAAGAAAAGGUCCCGGUUUGAUACUUGAGUUUGUGUGUUUUAAAAGCAGUUGCACUAUGGACAAAUUGAAGCCUAAUAAUGACAUAUCUCCUGUGAAGAAGUACUUGCACAUUUUAUAAUUCUAUAUUUUUUUUUGGCUUUGACAUGUUACUUAAGUAGAAUAGUGUGUGGUGCAGUUGGAGUGUAAAAGUGAAUUAAGAUACUGUGGAUUACUUGUGUUCUAUUGUGUAGAUGUGUGUUAAGAACAAUUUUGUGUACGGGCACGCACGCACAAGCAUUGAUUUAUGUUUCCUAAAUUGUUUGGCUUCUGCGCCUCUGGCCUGUCUAUCUAACUAAUACCAACGGCAAUGUUACACAUUUGCUGUAGGGAUGAAAAUGUGGUUCUGUACUUUGUCAGACUUUUAUAUAAUAUUUAUAAUCUAAGGUUUAUUCCAUUUUCACAGGGGUUUUGCCCUAAAUACUGUAAUAUGUGCUGAGGGACCUUCCUUUCUAACCCUUGCAUUGUGUGAAUAGUGUGCCUGAUCAGAACAAAGAAUUUUUAUAGCUAUUUUAAUGCUAUUUUUCUGUAUAGAAGACAAAGGAAACAUGUACAGUGGCAUUAUUGACCCAGUUUUUCUGAAGCUUUUUUGCUUCAGUUUGUUGAAUAAUAGUUCUUCUCAGCCUGUGUGUUAAAUUUCCUCUUCUAUAACGCACAGUCAAUCAGCAGACUAAACCCUUUAUGAAUAGUCGUGUUUGGGUUUCCCAGGCCUGGUAGAGAGAACCAUUUGUUUGCUGAUUUUAAUUAGCUCAUUCAUGUUGGGGUACUGUUAAACCCUAAUUACUGUACCACUGUGCUAGUGACAUCACGGUUUACUUAGUAACGUUAAGGUUGCGUGAACUAAAAUUAUUUGCAGCACUAGUCAACAUUGAUCAUGUACUUCAGCAUUAAUAAACAAUACAAUGCUAAUAAUUAAAAUCAUCAAAACAGUUGUUAAACAAUUUUUUUCAUAACCUAGUCAUCAGUCUGUUUGCACGUGGGAAGCACUGAUGAGUUCUACUACUGAUGUUUAUUGCUUUAUUACAUUACUUCAGAAACCCAUCAAUCUUUCCAUUAUCAUUUAUUUUGUUGUGUAUCUCUAAUUGCAGACCAUUUAAAUGAGUGAUGGUGCUUGCCUUCCUUACAUAAAUUAAUUGAAAUCUUUUUUGUAGAUGAGUCAGCAUUUACACUGUACAAUAUCUCUAAAGUAUAAAAGCAUGUAAUAAAUGCAUCAUGGCAGAAAAUA
This is a messenger RNA of Electrophorus electricus (electric eel), 2514 nucleotides long. RefSeq names its product cytochrome b561 family, member D1 (gene cyb561d1). Gene Ontology annotation, molecular function: transmembrane monodehydroascorbate reductase activity. NCBI's taxonomy places the organism in Eukaryota, Metazoa, Chordata, Actinopteri, Gymnotiformes, Gymnotidae. The record is from RefSeq and is a predicted model, not a curated record.